CGGUUGGAUAGCAUAUGGCUGUAUUUAGUUGGAUUUUACACAACUUUUUGUCGAGAUUGUGUCGUCAUGCAGUGUAAUAAACCCUGUCAGUAGUUCUAAUUGUUGUGAAUAGCUAGUUUGUACAGUUCUAGCAGUUUAUGAAGAAUAUUACAGGAAAUUUGAAAGGUGUUUACGGUUUUGACCAAUACGGAUUCGUGUUUUGGCCAUGUACAAUCACUUUUGGUGUAUUUGAUGUCUCAGACGCGCAGUUUUACAAUAUCGUUGGAUUAAUCAUUGCCUUAUGGAUCAGCAGAUUUCGUUUUUUUAGUUAUACGAUUCUUUUACUUGAAAUAAUAAACUUCUUCGCAUCUAAGAAACACUUGUUCAACAACAGUAACUGACAUACUGUACUGAUGAAGUCUCAAAAAUGGUGGCACAGACCUCGGCCGGCAGGUUUUCUCAACUUUGGCCACCAAGCGGGCAGCGGUACAGAAUAUGUUGACGAAUAUGUUCGACAUAGAGUCCCUCCUACAGAAUCGUUUAAACCAGCUGAAGAAAUGCGAAAAUCGGACGCAAAGGUGUCAGACGAGACAACUUUUAGACUUGAUUACAUUCCACACCAACUUUCAAAGCAUGAGCCACACCCAAAAGAAGUGUACAACCCACCAGGCACGCCUAUGGAGGGUGUAAGCAUGUACAGACAAGACUACCCGGGUCAUAACACAGGUCCUGCUCAGCUAGCGAAACGGUCGGAGGCAAGAAGUGUGCCUCUGGUAAAAUUCGAAGCUCAUCCUACUUAUGCUAGCGACUUUAAACGUUGGACAAUACCUCCGCGUGUGAAGUUGGGUCCCGACAACGAUUACAAAAAGCCGGUUGUAAAAAUGGAGAAUACUUCCACUUUUCAACAGGACUACAUUCACCGCUUCGCGCCACCACGAGAAUCAGCGAGGCCGCCAGAUAAAGCAUUCCAGUCCGACGUCCCGCUGGAAAGCCAUACAGUUCACCGGGUGAGCUUCAUACCGCAUCAGAUACAACCAAGGUUGCAGCGGGAAAAAGAGAAGUACUGCGCGCCUACCGUUCCCAUGAACUCCGAGACCACGUUCAAGCAAGAUUUCACCGGACCAAGAGCCCUCCCGGCAGAGAGCAUGAGGCCAUCGCAAGCACCUUUCGUUUCAACAGAUCCAUUGGCGUCUUCGUCUGAAUUCAGAGACAGUUUUGUCGCCUGGCCCGUCGUGCGUCCCUAUCGUAAAGAGCCUUUGAAGUAUCAGGGCCCACAAGGCGAUAUGGAGCUUCUCUCCACACAAAGAUUGGAUUUCAGGUCUCUGAAUGGCCGUCCCGCAUCUGCAAAGCGCCCGGCCGUAAGAAGAGGUAAAGUCAUGCCCUUCGAAGGAGUCACAAACUACAGCAGUGACUUUAAGAAGUGGAACGUCCCAAGAACGCUUGGUAAACCUCGUCCAGAGGCCAUCCAGCAAACUGGGAGAUUUGAAGGGCUAUCCACCGCCCGUCAGCACUUCAUCACACACAGCGGUGCUCUACCUGCCAGAUCAUGCAAACCAGACAACCGAGCUUUCCUCAGUGAUUCUGCCCUCGAAGAUAAAACGAUUUACAAAGUGAGUUACGUCCCGAAAUCCAUGCGCGAAGUCGAGCGCUACCCAACACCGGAUUGGCUGAAACAACAAGAAGAUAUUUGGAGGAAGACUGGCAUGAUGACACAAAAGACCAGAGGGAUGACCCCCGAAGCUACCGCUGCGUAUAUUCGAGCUGCAGCAUAAUAAUACUUCUUUUCCACUUUUUCUCAAAAAGAAUUUUUGAGAUAUUUACAAUCUUUAUUUACGCUAUAGGUUUAGACGUGCGCAGGAUUGUUUAUAGUUAGGCAAGUUUGUUUUCGAAAAUCGCUCAUCCCAUUCUGGGUCGUCAAGCAAAAUGCAGUACAGCCUCAAAUGAGUGGCGUUUCACAACACUGUUACUGACCAACGUUAUAAUGUGAUGGGCUUAAUAAUCGUCGCUUGGGUUGACCUGCAUUGCUUACCAAUCGGGUAAUUUGGCUGCUUGUUUGGGUAAUCUUAGAAGGCUCCUAUUGUUUAUGUACUCUGCCCGUUUUGUAUAAAAAAAUAUUUUCAUGGGCCGACUGCUGUGGCAACUGCCGUGUUGUUAGCCUUUUAAUGCUGACAACGCUAUGUAGAUUUUUUAUUAUGCAAAUCACCGAUGAAUAUGCGGUGAUUUACCUUUUGUAGCGAUAUAUAUCUAUAUAGGUUUUUAAAAUUAUUUGUUACAAUUUAAUUCUGUAUAAUAACUCAAUAAAUUUAUGUUGGAAA
Ciona intestinalis (vase tunicate) is the source of this 2294-nucleotide messenger RNA. Its product is annotated as stabilizer of axonemal microtubules 1. Gene Ontology annotation, cellular component: cytoskeleton; ciliary basal body; axonemal microtubule. The record is from RefSeq and is a predicted model, not a curated record. Gene Ontology annotation, molecular function: microtubule binding. Lineage: Eukaryota; Metazoa; Chordata; Ascidiacea; Phlebobranchia; Cionidae.